CUCGAAGCUGACAAGGCGGUACAGGUUCUCGCACUCGCCUAAACCAGUCGAGACGAAUCGGAUUCCCAUUGUCUUCCCUUUCGCGUCGCCCGUCCGUCAUAUCUCAUCGGACGAUUCGUCAUGCAUCUUAUCCUCCUCCUCCUUUCUUUCGGCUCCCUUUGCUGCUUGGCCUAAGCCGGCAAGGGAGUUCGCAACCUAGAAAACCAAACUGGUGUUAACGGCAUAAGCUUGUUUCUGCCAUUUGUCGAUCCAACCACGUUUCCACGAAUCAGCCUCCCUCUUUUCUUUCCCGUCUUAGUCGUCGUCGUCGUCUUCUUCUUCUUCUUCUUCCUCGCACCUCCACCUGACAGCGUACUCUAGGCGGCGGGGCGCAAGCGGCUACCCGCUGAUGCGAGAUUCCCAACAGUGACUAUACCCUUUCCCGUCGAUGCGGGCGAGCGAGAUGAGCCACCGCCUCCACGCGGGCAUCGGCCACCCAUUUCUGAUCCAACGCCGUGUUUCCAUGCAACACCCACUGGGCGGUUUCCCUCGAUCCACUGGCUGACACGAGCCUGAUCUCAUUCCAACAAACCCUAAGAGAAUGCGAGCGCCUCUGGUACUCUUUAUCACUAGUGGUGACGAGGCAUACCUACCUUCCCCUUGCCAAUGGUUCAGUCCCAACAUCCUAACGGAAAGCCGAACGCCAAGAUUUGCACCGAGUUUGAUACUGUAGUACAAAUGCCUCCCUUCGGAAGCGCGCACAUAUAUGAUCGGCGCUUCCCAUGCUCGUGUCAAUUUCAAUGCCUGCUUAGUAGUUCCCAGAGCAAACGCCCGAGCUCGACGACGUCUGGCCUUUACGACACAUUGUGUCCACUGGAACGCAGACCUUUGAAAACUAUUAAUCUCCUUCUAGGCGGUCCUCGUCACACCUUUGCCUUCCCAUCUUACUCCCUAAAUCCUCUUUCUCCUGGACACCGCCACGACAGGUCACCACGACAAGCAACAGCAGAAAAAAAGAUGUCCGGCCCGCCGCCCCCUCUGCCGUCCAACCUCGUCUUCUUCGGCCCCUCGGCCAACUGCACCCUCGACCUCUGCCCCAUCGAGUACAGCCUCUACAAGUACCGUCCGAACCUCGCCGUCAAUGUCCUGUUCCUCGCCCUCUUCGCCCUCGCCGGCGCUGUCCACGUCUAUCUCGGCGUCCGCUGGCGCUCCUGGUGGUUCAUGGCCUUCAUGCUCGCCGGCUGCCUCAGCGAGAUCGUCGGCUACGUCGGCCGCAUCAUCAUGUAUUACAACCCCUUCGAAUUCGUCGCCUUCAUGUUACAGAUCGUCUUCAUCACGAGCGGGCCCGUCUACUAUACCGCCGCCAUCUACGUGACCAUCUCCAAGACCAUCGAAUCCUUCGCACCGGAGCUCUCCCGGAUCCCCACGAAGGUCAUCUAUUGGCUCUUCAUCUCCUUCGACCUCUUCUGCCUCGUUCUCCAGGCUGCCGGUGGCGCGCUCAGCACCACGUCCCGCGGCAGCUCCGACGUUGGCAUCAACCUCGCCAUGGCCGGCCUCGUCAUCCAGGUCGUCGUGCUGGUGGCCUUCUGCACGCUCUUCGCCGACUACAUGUUCCGCUACACGCGCUCCACCGCCGCGCGCAGGCUGACGCGCCGCGAGAAGGUCUUCUUCGGCUUCCUGGCGCUGGCCAUCGUGUUGAUCCUGGCGCGGUGCGCGUACCGCGUCGACGAACUCAGCGAGGGGUACUCGGACUCGGACAAGAUCACGAACGAGGGCCUGUUCAUUGGGCUCGAGGGAGUUCUCAUCAUCUGCGCCGUGUUCGCGCUGUGCAUCGGACACCCUGGACUGGUCUUUGGAAAGAACAAGGCGACGGACGGAGAUAGAAAGGGGUCGACCGUCGAGAGCGGCGUCGAGAGCGGCAUUGCGGUGACGGAGCGAAAGUGAUCAAAAUACCAUUUUGUUUCCAUCUGGGGGUUUUUUGUUUUGGGUUUUUUGCAUAGGGUCUCAGACUAGACGUCGAUCGCCUUUCUUCCAUUCCUUCACAGCGCGUUUCGCCCGUUCGUUCUGGAUCGGCCUGGUUGGUGACUUUUGAGAAGCGAUACCUUUCAACCGUCUCCAAUAUUGCAUGCGCCAUUAGAUAUAUCGCAAGCUGGGAGAUAGAAACUUUGUUUCGUCACAAUAACCCUCUUACAACUCCAGGGGGC
This is a messenger RNA of Colletotrichum destructivum, 2183 nucleotides long. Its product is annotated as Putative RTA-like protein. The record is from RefSeq and is a predicted model, not a curated record. NCBI's taxonomy places the organism in Eukaryota, Fungi, Ascomycota, Sordariomycetes, Glomerellales, Glomerellaceae. The transcript has 3 exons. Bases 646 to 1923 code for a protein of 425 amino acids. Gene Ontology annotation, cellular component: plasma membrane; fungal-type vacuole.